Messenger RNA from Fusarium falciforme, 681 nucleotides. RefSeq lists its product as hypothetical. Gene Ontology annotation, biological process: thiosulfate transport; oxaloacetate transport; malate transmembrane transport. Bases 1 to 681 code for a protein of 226 amino acids. Gene Ontology annotation, molecular function: sulfate transmembrane transporter activity; oxaloacetate transmembrane transporter activity; malate transmembrane transporter activity. The record is from RefSeq and is a predicted model, not a curated record. Lineage: Eukaryota; Fungi; Ascomycota; Sordariomycetes; Hypocreales; Nectriaceae. The transcript has 5 exons.
AUGGCGCAAGUUACCCAAGUAGCCGUUCAGUCUCUUCCCGUUCUUUCAGAACAUCAUAAACACCAAAAUUUGGUACCAAAACAAAAUAUACAAUAUCCGAAAUGGUUUGGCGGAUCAGCAUCAUGUCUGGCUGUCAUUUGCUCACAUCCCCUUGACUUGGUCAAGGUCAGACUACAGGCUACGCCGUUGUCGGAAAGAAAGAACGUCCUGGAGACAAUAGUCCAUAUCCUUCGCAAUGAGGGUGUCUCUGGUCUAUACCGCGGUCUGUCAGCAGGCUUGCUUCGUCAAUUGACUUACGGAUCCACGAGAUUCGCCAUCUACGAGUCCAUCAAGGAACAGUCUUCGAAACAUGGGGGUGGUUCAGCCCCCAUGACCAUCCUUCUCCCAGGUGCCUUUCUAUCCGGCGCAUGCGGUGCCCUCGUCGGAAAUCCGGCCGAUCUUGCCAACGUGCGCAUGCAAAACGACCGGUCCCUUCCGCCGUCUCUUCGACAGAACUACCGCUCGGUAUUUGACGUCCUUGUUCGCGUCGCAAAGACAGAUGGUCUUCAGGGCUACCUCCGCGGUGUCUUUCCCAACGCUAUUCGGGCUGGUGCCAUGACAAGCUGUCAACUUGCCUCCUACGAUGGCAUCAAGCAGUCCCUAGUGGACAACUUCAGCCUCAAGGAUGUCCCAUCGAUGUGA